UCAUGGAGAGUUGGGGGGGGGGAUGAGUUAACUCUUCUUUUUUUUCACCAUUGGUUCCUUUUUCUCUUGGCAGUUGGCAAUUACGGGUUGUUCUUCUGUCUCCUCAGAACAAGAAUUAAUCCGCCAGGACUUGAGUUCCCGAUUCCUUACGACGCAAGGCGGGGCCGACAUGGGAGCUGCUGCCAUUCGCCCUCUGGCUUUCCAGUUCCACCAACACAACCACCAGCACCAGCACACCCACCAGCACACCCACCAGCACUUCACUCCUUUCUCAUCAAGCAUGGUACCCACACCCAGCCCAGCCAUGUAUGAGAAGUACACUGGGAAAAUGGAUGGGCUUCUGAGACAUAAUUUUUAUCCUGCCUACCCCAAAACCGUGUCGGGGAUCUCCCCAGUCCUGCCUUCUGUGAAUUUUGGCUCCCUGCAGGGGGCAUUUCAACCUAAGAGCACUAAUCCUGACCUGCCUUCCCAGCUGGGUGCUGUCCCGCCCAGCAUGUCCCAGAAAGGCAGCCAGAUCACUGAUCCUUUCAGGCCGACCUUGAGAAAGCUGGGGAAGUGGUGCGCCAUGCACGUCCGUGUGGCAUAUAUGAUCCUGCGGCAUCAGGAAAAAAUAAAGCUGAUGCAGGGUGAUCCCCAUAAAUUGGAUUUCCGGAAUGACCUCCUCACUUGCUUGCCUGAGACCAGAGCCUUUGGCAGUCUGCCCCAUAGCCAGGAGCUGGCACGCCCUGCCACCCUUUUCACAGCCGCUGGUGUCGUUCAUCCAGGUAAUGUCCCCUCCUUUGCUCCUGCCACUGCUACUCAUGGCUCUUUCCUCAACCCCAGUCCCCACAUUGAUCCCUUUGGCAGGCCUCCUAGCUUUGCCUCUCUGGGCACCCUCUCCAAUGGGGCAUUUGGCGGCCUGGGCAACCCAUCCUUCAGUGAGUAUUUUUAA
Messenger RNA from Notechis scutatus (mainland tiger snake), 931 nucleotides. Lineage: Eukaryota; Metazoa; Chordata; Lepidosauria; Squamata; Elapidae. The record is from RefSeq and is a predicted model, not a curated record.